This is a messenger RNA of Betta splendens (Siamese fighting fish), 3779 nucleotides long. It is a transcript of the gene sp1, whose product is annotated as sp1 transcription factor. The coding region runs from base 126 to 2261 and encodes 711 amino acids. Gene Ontology annotation, biological process: regulation of transcription by RNA polymerase II. The record is from RefSeq and is a predicted model, not a curated record. Gene Ontology annotation, molecular function: DNA-binding transcription factor activity, RNA polymerase II-specific; RNA polymerase II cis-regulatory region sequence-specific DNA binding. The transcript has 6 exons. Lineage: Eukaryota; Metazoa; Chordata; Actinopteri; Anabantiformes; Osphronemidae.
AAUACUCCUUAGAUCGAACGCACCCGUGUUUCGCCUUCAUAGAGGGAGCUUUUCAGGUUUGUGUGAAGUUGUGAAAAGUUGUCAACCUGAAAAAAGACCAGAGAAACUCCUCCCGUCUUCAAAUUAUGAGCAAUCAGCAGCAGGGUGAAAUGGCCGCUGCGGAGAGCGGCGGAGGCUUCAGUCAAAAGCGAAACACAAACUGCCAAGACUCGCAGCAACCGUCUCCUCUUGCCUUGUUGGCGGCCACAUGCAGUCGAAUUGACACACCAGGGGAGAAUGAUUCACCUGCAGACCAACAGCAGCAGAACCAGCAGCAACAGCUGGACCUAAAUCCAGGUGUAUUCACCUCCAAUGCUAACGGCUGGCAGGUUAUUCCUCUCGGCGUUCAAGCAUCCUCAGGCACUAACACUGUCACUACUGACUCGCCAGGGGUGAUGACAGGAGGAGAGACAGGCAAGACCAGACAGGUGCUCUCACACUCUGCAGCUACUGCAAGCAACCAAGGACAGCAGCAGCCACAGCAAUAUGUAAUAGCUCAGGCUCCAUCCAUGCAGGGUCAGCAGUUGCUUACCACUAUAUCGGGUGUGAUGCCCAACAUUCAGUACCAGGUUAUUCCCCAGUUUCAGACAGUAGAUGGCCAGCCACUACAGUUUGCACACCCUCAGCAGGAUUCAGCCAUACCUGCUGUGACUGCAGCAGGGCAACAGUUUCAGAUAGUAUCCUCCCCUAAUGGCCAGCAGAUCAUAGCCACCGCCAACAGAGCAGGUGCCACAGGCAACAUUAUUACCAUGCCUGGUCUCCUACCAGGAGCCAUCCCGAUACAAAAUAUAAGCCUAGGCAAUGGCGUAAUACAAAAUCAGCCCCAGUUUCUGGCAAAUAUGCCUGUUUCACUAAAUGGAAACAUCACUUUGCUUCCUGUUAGCACUGCAACAAGUGGUGCAGGGGGAGAUGCAAAUAUUGGAGGGGAAACAGGAGGAAACCAACUUAUGCAGCAACAGCAAUCACAGCAGCCAGUGUCUUCAAACAGCGGGGCAGGUUUCAUGACAAGUGCAUCCACUGUCACAACACAGACGACCUCUUCUUAUGGUAUUACACAGACACAUAAUAGCAACGGGGCAGUGACUGGCACAUUUCAUCAGAACACAGUAGCUUCUCUUGGUGUCCCAAUACAACAAGACCACAGAGAUGGCCAACAGCCACAGCAGAUACUUAUUCAACCGCAGCAGGUUAUCCAAGGUGGAACACCCCUCCAGACCAUUCAGGCUGGUACUGUCCCGGCUGCGGGUGGUCAGGUAUUCGCUACUCCAACACUGAGCCAAGAAGGGUUGCAAAACCUUCAGAUCAUGCCAAACACAGGCCCUAUCUUCCUGCGUACUGUAGGCCCCAAUGGCCAGGUGAGCUGGCAAACCCUUCAAAUACAAAAUCCAGCGGGAGCGCAGAUCACACUGGCCUCAGUGCCGACUCUCCCACAACUUAGCCAGGGGGCCACUGCAGCUGGAGGAGUAUCUGUCAACACAGUGCAGAUUCCGGGACUCCAGACGAUAAAUCUGAACUCACUUGGAGGAUCUGCGCUACAGAUGCACCAGCUACAGGGUGUUCCCAUCACCAUCACCAAUGCCCCGGGAGAGCAGGCACUACAGACUGGUGGGGAAAGUUUGGAUGAUAGCACAGCUAUUGAUGAUGAGGACAUUAGCCCACCGCCUCCAGGACGACGUAACCGAAGGGAAGCCUGUACCUGCCCAUUCUGCAAGGAUGGGGAAGGGCGUGACCCAACCAAAAAGAAGCAGCACAUUUGCCACAUCAGUGGUUGUGGAAAAAUCUACGGCAAGACAUCCCACCUGAGGGCUCACCUUCGCUGGCACACAGGAGAACGGCCCUUUGUCUGUGGCUGGCCUUUCUGUGGCAAACGAUUCACCCGUUCAGAUGAGCUUCAGCGCCAUAGGAGAACACACACAGGUGAGAAGAAGUUUGCCUGCACAGAGUGUCCCAAACGUUUUAUGCGCAGCGAUCACUUGUCAAAGCACAUCAAGACCCAUUUAAACAAAAAAACACCUGUCACCACGAGCAGCUCUACAGUCUCAACUGGCACCACUUCACCUGCAGCUGGAACAGAAGCUGGAACUGGAGCAGUGUCAGCCAAUGACCAGCAUACCAUUGUCACCAUGGAAACCUUAUCUCCAGAGAGCAUAGCUCGAUUAGCCAGCAGUGGGAUCAACAUGAUGCAGGUGGACCUUCACCAGAUUAAUGGCAACAGCUAUUAGGAAAAGGAAGGCUUCCUUGGUGAAGGCUGCUUUUAGACAUUUGGGGUUAAAAGGGGCACAUCUCACUGUGCACACAAAACUCAAAUGCUUCAAACAAGAGAACUGGUCAUCUGCAGCAGCAGAUUCUAUAUAAUUUUCAUUUUGUAUUUACAUAUCUGUGGUAUUUAAGGGUUGGAGGUGGGUGAGUGGUACGAUGUUAAAAAAAAGUCAUUAAAUUGUAUUUCCCCUAAAUAGAAAUGACACUACACUAACAUUUGUCCCACGUAAAAAGCCCAAAUUAGUUGAUUGUAAUAGAACACACAUACCAACACACUUAACAUUGGCUUGGUGGCAAGUAAUGUUGUCUACAAGCUUCUUUAGUACAGAGAUGACACUACGUCAGACUUUUACCCUAGUGACCUGGUUUGUGAGCUUUGCUUCUUGUCCCUCUCAAACUGGACUGAUGUAUCAAGGAAUGCCCUUCGUUGCUAUUUUAUGUCACAGUAGCCCAUAAUGAGCAAUGUGCCUGUUAAACUUAGUUACAACCGUAUGAUGUGAAUAUAUUGAAGUAAAAGUCCCUUUUUUUACGUGCAAAAUGUCUUUAACAAGGUUCAGAGGAGGGUUGGAAUACAUGAGGCCACGGCCAGGGCAGAGCCAGAAGCACUAAUCAAUGUGAAGUAAAUGUAUUGGGGCACUGAAUCCUAUAGGUACACUCAUUUAAGCCAUCAUGCUUUACCAUAAGCAAAAAGUUUUUUUUAUGUAUAUAUAUUUUUUGGUAACAUAGAGGAUACGUCUGUUAACUUAGGAAGAAGCCUCUUAUAUGAAUGCAGGAGAUUGCCUUUCAAUUGUAUGGCCCUUUCAUGCACAAUCAAUCUUAACCAUAUGUUACAUAUAUAUAUAAAUAUGUAGAUUAAAUGUGUCAACAUAAGAACCUGCCUGUCAUGGAGUAAUGUAUUCUACAUGGUCUAGAUCGUCCUACUACUUUUUCUAUUCUAAUUAUCAUCUGAGACUUUGCCUUGCAGUUGCUUCAGUUUGACCUUUUUUACUUGCACCAUAUCUAAUGGAUUUUUGUUGUAAUAAUGCCCAGACAGCAUAAACAUGUAAGCUCAAAACCAAAGGUUCACACUCAUUUUAUGAGAAGAGGAUAUUGUUCUGUGGUCCAUCAACUUUUCUCAUUUUUACUUAUAUUCAAGUUCUAACUGUAAAGACCCUGUUAAAAGUAAACUUCGGACACAACUCCUUUUGUUAAAAUAAUGCUAAAUGUAUUAAGGGUGACCUGGUAAUUAAGUCAGCUAUUUUUAAAAGGUGCUUCUCACCACUGUGGAAAUACUUUUCUUCGUGCUUUGAGAAACAGGUGUGUAAUGUUUGUUAAAUAUGUUCAUUUGAAUGUAUAUACUUCAUGAAUAUAGAUUCAAAGUAUAUACGAGUUCAUCAAACAAGUGCCCUUACUUUCCCCUGCUUUAAAUAAGGGAUUUUAUAUUGUAUGUAUACAACUCCUGCAUAUGCCAACAGCUGGAUUAAAAUUAUGAUUAUACAUUG